AUGGACCCGCAAGCCACUGGUGUGGAGAAGGCGGCCGCGCCGUACGGGUCCUGGGAGUCGCCGAUCAGUGCCGACGCCGUCUUCGCCGCCGAGAAGGAAGUCCACGGGCUCGCCGUCGCCGGCGACGGCCGGGUCCUCUGGGUCGAGACGCGUCCCGAGGAAGGAGGGCGCGAGGUUCUCGUGAAGGAAGGGGCCAGCGCAGACGGCGGAAACUUGGAUGUGACGCCGCAGGAGUUCGCCGUGGGGUCCCUGGCGCAGAUGUACGGCUACGGCGGCGCGUUCGCUGUGCAAGGGGAUGUCGUGGUCUUCUCCAACUACACCGACCAGCGCUUGUACAGGCAAACCAUAGGAGAUAACUCACCGCUACCUUUGACACCGGAUUAUGGUGGAUCAGUUGUCCGAUUUGCAGACGGUGUCUUCGAUCCUCACUUCAGUCGUUACGUCACCAUAAUGGAAGAUCACUGCAAGAGCUCAAAUCCCAUCGCAACAGUUGUUGCCGUGAGCACAAAUGUUGCAGAAGUUAAUGAACCAACUGUGCUGGUCAGGGGGAAUGACUUCUAUGCCUUUCCACGCAUCGAUCCAACUGAAAAGCGCAUGGCCUGGAUUGAAUGGAGUAAUCCAAACAUGUCUUGGGAUAAAGCCCAACUGUGGGUUGGAUAUUUUUCUGGCGAAGGAGAUGUACAAAAACGUAUUUGCAUUGCUGGUGAAGACCCAGAAUUUGUGGAAUCUCCUACUGAACCCAAGUGGUCUUCAAAAGGUGAGCUGUUCUUCAUAACUGACAGACAGAAUGGGUUUUGGAAUAUUCAUAAAUGGGAUGAACAGAGCAAUGUUGUAGUGCAAGUGUACUCCAUCGAUGCUGAAUUCUCAAAGCCAAUAUGCUUUGGUGUCAGCUCCUAUGCUUUUCUAAGAAACAAUGACUCGAGUCAGAAAAUAGCUUGCUGCUACAGGCAGAAUGGGAAAUCAUAUGUUGGGUUACUGGACCAUGAUUCAGGGUCUUUUUCAAAACUUGACCUUCCCUUCUCUUCUGUAACUAACAUAGUUUCUGGAGAUGGAUCUUUUUACGUUGAGGGUGCAUCUGCUACUCUUCUAGUCUCAAUAGCAAAGGUGACGCUGGAUGAAAAGAGAACAAUGGCAACUGACAUUUCUAUCGUUUGGUCCUCCUUGGAUGAAAUUAAGAAAUAUACAUCCUACUUUAGUUUGCCUGAAUUUAUGGAGUUCCCAACUGUAAUCCCUGGCCAACAUUCUUAUGCGUACUUUUAUCCUCCACACAAUCUAAUUUUCCAAGGUUCAUCGAAUGAAAAGCCUCCAUUGUUAGUCAGAACCCAUGGUGGACCUACAGAUGAAGCACGCGGGGUUCUGGAUCUUAGUGUGCAGUACUGGACGAGCCGAGGAUGGGCACUCGUUGAUGUUAACCACGGUGGAAGUGCAGGCUAUGGGAGAGAGUUCCGAGAGAGGCUUUUAGGGAAAUGGGGUGUUGUGGAUGUAAAUGAUUGCUGCAGCUGUGCCACAUUUCUGGUGGAAACUGGAAGAGUGGAUGGGCAACGUCUUUGUAUAACAGGAGAAUGUGCUGGUGGAUUCACAACUUUAGCUUGCCUUGCUUUCAGACAGAUAUUCAAGGCUGGUGCUUCUUUAUACGGGAUUGCUGACUUAGCUUCACUAAGGGCAUUCGCACGCAAGGGUGAUGCGUACUAUAUUGACAACCUUGUGGGCAAUGAACAGGCUUACUUUGAGAGAUCACCAAUAAAUUUCGCUGAAAGAUUUACCUGUCCGGUCAUUUUGUUUCAAGGAUUGGAAGACACGGUUGUGCCACCAGAUCAGGCAAGAACAAUAUACAAGGCUAUAAAGGACAAAGGUCUACCUGUUGCUUUGGUUGAGUAUGAAGGGGAACCACAUGUUUUUCGCAAGGCCGAGAACAUCAAGUUUACCUUGGAGCAGGCGAUGAUGUUCUUCGCAAGAUUAGUUGGGCACUUCAAGGUGGCAGAUGUCAUCACUCCAAUCAAAAUUGACAACUUUGAUUAA
Molecule: messenger RNA, 2019 nt
Organism: Triticum turgidum subsp. durum (durum wheat)
Lineage: Eukaryota; Viridiplantae; Streptophyta; Magnoliopsida; Poales; Poaceae
Source: the annotation of a GenBank genome assembly